Molecule: messenger RNA, 1770 nt
Organism: Trichoderma breve
Lineage: Eukaryota; Fungi; Ascomycota; Sordariomycetes; Hypocreales; Hypocreaceae
Product: fungal specific transcription factor domain-containing protein
Exons: 5
Coding region: 1-1770 (589 amino acids)
Biological process (GO): DNA-templated transcription; regulation of DNA-templated transcription
Molecular function (GO): carboxy-lyase activity; DNA-binding transcription factor activity, RNA polymerase II-specific; DNA binding
Source: RefSeq, a predicted model, not a curated record
AUGCCUGGAGGCGAUUCAGCAGCAACAGAAAAUAUACCGGCUGGGGACUUUGACCUGCUGCUCUUCCGCCGGCGGCGCUUCCGUACAGCAAAAGCUUGUUAUCCAUGCCGUCGACGAAAGGUCAAGUGUGACCUAAACCAGCCAUGCGGGACGUGCAUCAGUCGGGGGCAUCCCGAUUUGUGUGACUACACGACCAAUACCUUUGCUGGAGCGGAGUCUUCUACCUCCGAACAGAGCCCGAGUGUUCGAGAGCAGCCUGAAGAUGCUCAUGGGAACCCUCCAGCUGCAGAAAUAGCUCAGGGGUUGUUUGUCGACUUGGCAUUGCCAUUUAGCACCAAGGUGCAUCUCGGUUCAGAGUCCCUCCCUGGCAUCUUCUCGAUGUCUGGGAGAACAGGAAAACAGCCAUCAACGACUCCAUUAAAGCUUUCGACGGAUCCAAGGUUGAUCUUUGAGCUUCUGUGUCUUCAGGACUCUAGCACCACGUUUCCUUUUACCAACUUGUGGAUGCCCGGUGAUGGCAUAGAAAAAGUGUACAGUGCACUGCCCGAAGACGAUAAAUUCAAGCUAACAGCUACGAGCCAUUUUCGAUUAUAUCAAGAAUCUCUCUUCCAUCUCGAGCCUUCGAUCGUAAACCUAAGACAUUUCGAAACUGCACUCCUAGAAUUUCUGCGUAAGCGAAGGGCUGUCACGCCAAAUUCGUACCUGGAGCCUCUGUCAGAAAGCACGAGCUCGUGGUUCGGCCUCUUAUUUGGCAUAUUGUCAUGCGGUGCCCAACUUGCUGUAGUCGAGGGGGUCGAGGGGGAGCUGGAUACCACGAAAGCGUGGGUUUUUGCAUGCUGCUCUUUCCAGUGCUUACGAUUUUGCAACUUUACUUCAUACCCUAAUAUCGAGGUUGUCCAAGCCCUAAUAAUGCUGGUCAAUUAUUUGAGAAACCAGGGAGAUGCAGGGGCUUCGUGGUCGAUGUUGGGCUUAGCCAUACGUCUUGCCCAAACUCUUGGGCUUCACUGCACGCCAGAUCCCAACUCCAUCAGCAAUCCGAGGAAAAGGGAAGAGGCUAUUAUAAGAUCAUCCAUAUGGCGAUCCUUAAUUUGGCAGGAUACUCUCGCCUCCCUCUCCUACGAUCGGCCGUCUGGAAUCGUUGUUUUAGAAUCUAUUCCAUCGAACACUGCCUCACCUCGAUUCUAUUCAUUUUUCGAUAGUUGCCAUCAUCUAUUUGUGACGGCAAACAAGAUUGGCCAUGCCCUAAACCAAGCAAAAUUCGCAGGAGAACGACUAUCCCACGAGACGGUACUCGAUUUCAGAAAGCUUGUUAACAUCAUCGAGACCCGAUCGGUGCCCCAUUUACAAGACCCAUCCAAGUGUCAGUCCAAGAAUGACUACAUUCAGCAUUACAUAUUCAGACUCUUCACCGACUCGGUCAUGGUGUGCCUGUAUAGGCCAGCCAUGACAGGUGACGAAUCUCAAGAUGACGACAUCACGGAUUAUUACCUGAAUCGAUGCCGUUCGACGCUACAAACAUACAUGGAACUUAUGAAUCUGAACGCUCCGUUCCAGAGGCUCUGGUUCUUUGUUCACAUCACAUUCAGCAGCGCCCUAAUCUUGGGCCAAGCUGCUUACGCGCGCAAUGUUCAUUCCGAUAAGACAUUUUUGAAGCGUUUUUUUAACAGCCUCUCGCAAAAUCGAGCUUUUGUCAGCGUUCCGGUGUACGAAAAUGCCUGGAGAUUGCUACACGAGUUCUUGAUGUCAAACGAUAACAAUAUGGAGGACUAG